Calliphora vicina (urban bluebottle blowfly) is the source of this 1218-nucleotide messenger RNA. RefSeq names its product lipopolysaccharide-induced tumor necrosis factor-alpha factor homolog. The coding region runs from base 200 to 796 and encodes 198 amino acids. The transcript is spliced from 3 exons. The record is from RefSeq and is a predicted model, not a curated record. Gene Ontology annotation, molecular function: zinc ion binding. NCBI's taxonomy places the organism in Eukaryota, Metazoa, Arthropoda, Insecta, Diptera, Calliphoridae.
UCGACAACGAAACUCACAACCGAGAGAAAAUCAGAACGAAUAACAGAAAUAUAAUAUUAUAGAAGUAUUAAAAAAAAAAUACGAACGCAAAAAAAAAAACACAAUAAUUUAAAAUAAGUUACAAGUUAAUAAAGUUAAAACAGAAACAAACUAAAGAGAAAGAUAAAUAAUUAAUUAAAAAUUCAAUAAAAAAAAACAAAUGGAAAAACAAAACUCUGCUAAUCCCACUAACAACUACAAUGUACCCUUGGGAGCCGGUACUAGUACCUCUAGUGGUGUAACCGUUUUCGAUCCCUCCUUAACGAACGACAAUCCCCCACCGCCACCAUCAUACGAUCAGGCCAUGGGCAAUCCAGCACCAGCUGCUAAAGCAACUGGUAACUACACUACGACUGCGUCAUGGAAUGGACCCGGUAUGGGGGCACCAAAUACUGCCUAUAAUAUGCCAACAACACAUACCACAACAACCUAUACCACAUAUGGAGCACAAACAUCACGAAAUAUGCCACAUCAGACGGCGUUUGUCCAACAGCCAGUUGUUAUAAUACAGCAACAGCCCAUGUUGGCACUCGGACCAGAACCCGUUUAUUUAACAUGUCCAGCCUGUAAUAUACAAAAACUAACACGAAUUGAAUACGAGCCAAGUUCGAGGACACAUUUAAUGGCUGCUUUAUUGUGUUUAGUUGGUCUAUGGUGCUGUGUCUGUUUGCCCUAUUGCGCUGGCAGUUGUAUGAACACCCAUCAUUAUUGUGGCAAUUGUGGUAAAUUUUUGGGAACUUAUGGCAACACAUUAUAGAAUACAUACAAAUUUAAAACGAUAAAUUAAUGAAUUCUAUGUAUAUAUAAAUAUAUCUAUGUAUAUAUGUAUUUUAGUAUUAAAUAUAGAAAAGAACUUAACUGCAAUUUGUUCCUAAAACUUUAGUUGUCCUCAAAAAACCCAUAAUUUUUCCAAAAAAUGUUUGUAUUAAAACUUUAAAAGAAAUUUAACCAGGUUUUUGGAAUCAGUAGUUAAUUCUCAUUUCUUUGUCUUAAUCUGAAUUUUACAUGAUACUACAAUUUUUCUUAUUUUUAUGUAAAAGCAUUUUGAAUGUUUAUUUAGUUUGUAUUAUAUUGCAGUUAAUCCCUUUUCUCAAUCAAGUCCAAAGAUUGUAUUUUUGUAAAUAGCUUGUAAAUUAUGCCUUUUAAUUUAUAAAAUAAACUCUGAAAUUUACAUUGAAA